AUGAAGUUAGAAUCUGAUCCGAGGACCCGUGAUAUGAAGUUAGAAUCUGAUCCGAGGACCCGUGAUAUGAAGUUAGAAUCUGAUCCGAGGACCCGUGAUAUGAAGUUAGAAUCUGAUCCGAGGACCCGUGAUAUGAAGUUAGAAUCUGAUCCGAGGACCCGUGAUAUGAAGUUAGAAUCUGAUCCGAGGACCCGUGAUAUGAAGUUAGAAUCUGAUCCGAGGACCCGUGAUAUGAAGUUAGAAUCUGAUCCGAGGACCCGUGAUAUGAAGUUAGAAUCUGAUCCGAGGACCCGUGAUAUGAAGUUAGAAUCUGAUCCGAGGACCCGUGAUAUGAAGUUAGAAUCUGAUCCGAGGACCCGUGAUAUGAAGUUAGAAUCUGAUCCGAGGACCCGUGAUAUGAAGUUAGAAUCUGAUCCGAGGACCCGUGAUAUGAAGUUAGAAUCUGAUCCGAGGACCCGUGAUAUGAAGUUAGAAUCUGAUCCGAGGACCCGUGAUAUGAAGUUAGAAUCUGAUCCGAGGACCCGUGAUAUGAAGUUAGAAUCUGAUCCGAGGACCCGUGAUAUGAAGUUAGAAUCUGAUCCGAGGACCCGUGAUAUGAAGUUAGAAUCUGAUCCGAGGACCCGUGAUAUGAAGUUAGAAUCUGAUCCGAGGACCCGUGAUAUGAAGUUAGAAUCUGAUCCGAGGACCCGUGAUAUGAAGUUAGAAUCUGAUCCGAGGACCCGUGAUAUGAAGUUAGAAUCUGAUCCGAGGACCCGUGAUAUGAAGUUAGAAUCUGAUCCGAGGACCCGUGAUAUGAAGUUAGAAUCUGAUCCGAGGACCCGUGAUAUGAAGUUAGAAUCUGAUCCGAGGACCCGUGAUAUGAAGUUAGAAUCUGAUCCGAGGACCCGUGAUAUGAAGUUAGAAUCUGAUCCGAGGACCCGUGAUAUGAAGUUAGAAUCUGAUCCGAGGACCCGUGAUAUGAAGUUAGAAUCUGAUCCGAGGACCCGUGAUAUGAAGUUAGAAUCUGAUCCGAGGACCCGUGAUAUGAAGUUAGAAUCUGAUCCGAGGACCCGUGAUAUGAAGUUAGAAUCUGAUCCGAGGACCCGUGAUAUGAAGUUAGAAUCUGAUCCGAGGACCCGUGAUAUGAAGUUAGAAUCUGAUCCGAGGACCCGUGAUAUGAAGUUAGAAUCUGAUCCGAGGACCCGUGAUAUGAAGUUAGAAUCUGAUCCGAGGACCCGUGAUAUGAAGUUAGAAUCUGAUCCGAGGACCCGUGAUAUGAAGUUAGAAUCUGAUCCGAGGACCCGUGAUAUGAAGUUAGAAUCUGAUCCGAGGACCCGUGAUAUGAACCCCGUCAGCUCAGUGGUUAGAUAA
Molecule: messenger RNA, 1350 nt
Organism: Ostrea edulis (European flat oyster)
Lineage: Eukaryota; Metazoa; Mollusca; Bivalvia; Ostreida; Ostreidae
Product: peptidyl-prolyl cis-trans isomerase G-like
Exons: 2
Coding region: 1-1350 (449 amino acids)
Source: RefSeq, a predicted model, not a curated record